AUGUUGUUAAAUUGUGCGAAAUAACUUCAAAUACAGUUAGUGAAAUCUAUUUUUAAGGACAUAUGGUUUGGGAGCAGAUGAACGCAUUGAAAGUGUUCUGAAUGUUUGAAAUCCUCGAAAAAAAUAACAUCCCAACGUUAGCAUGCCGAUGUAACAAUGUGUUAAGCGAACCUGACUGGUUAACGUUAGCUAUUUGCAUAUCUAAAGUUAAAUGUACAUUGUUUUCUGAAAUGCAACGAUACUGACAUUUGCUUACAAUUUAGUAUUGUUCGGACGUAAAAGUGAUGUCAACUAUUCCUUCACACAUUAAUUAUUAGCUAGCUAACGCGUUCGCUGGAGACAGCUUGCUACCUAACAGCCAUUGUAAGUAUCUGCUGCGUCUUACCAGACUGGAAAGAAUAGGAGAUAUAACUACCAAUUUCUUUCUCGUAUUCAUCCAGACGCUACUAUAGCUAGCUAGUAUGAUGUUAGUUGUCUUACAGAAAGACACAUUCAGGAUCCUUACCACUACGAUUUAGAAAGCAAGCAGAAUGUUGGGGGAAUGCGGUAUGCUGGAACGAGACAGAAGGGGGCUACGGAAAUGCUCUGUGACUCUCUGCAAAGAGAUGGUGGUAGACGAGCUGUUCAUUCAGUCGCUGCAGACAGACGACAUUCUUACCGACAGCAUGGCAGAAAGCAUCCUGGCGGAGCCGACCUCCCACAAGCGGAGCUGGCGUCUGCUGUCCCUGCUCCCCAAGCGUGGUCCCAGAGCCUUCAGCAGCUUCUGCUCAGCACUGAGAGACACAGAGCAGCAGCACCUAUGUGCCCUGCUCACAGAGUCACCAGAGAGGGACGGAGAGAGACAAUGUCCCCAGACAGCUAGGGCGAAAGACAGGGCUGAGGAGGUGAUUUCCACAACAUACCCAAUCCAAGCUUCAGGCCGCUACGCCCUAUUCACAAAGACCCCAGUUAAAGAUGGUGAGAAAGAGAGGGAUGAAGAGAAAGAGAGAUAUGUGGACUCUCCCCUCCCACUGCCCACCCAGGAGGGGAUGGUUCCAGCCAAGAGAGCCAGAACACAAGAGUCAAUGGAGAUGUGUCUGGAUGCAGACAGUCCCAUCACCAGCCCUGUUCUUCCCUGUACACCAGACUUCUACCUCUCACACUGCCAACAGUCCUAUAGUAUGGUAUCUAGUCCUCGUGGCCUGGCCUUGGUGAUCAGUAAUGUCUCCUUUGACCCCUGUGCUGCUCCUGACCUGGACUCCAGGAAGGGAGGGGAGGUGGACGAGGAGGUCCUCAGGAAGGUGUUCACUGAGCUGGACUACAUAGUCACCGUCCGGAGAGACCUCACAGCUCCGGGCAUGCGGGCGUGCAUUGAGCAGUUUGGCAGACGGCAGCAGCACCAGACAGUAUCCAGCUGUGUGGUGUGUCUGCUGUCCCAUGGAGUAGAGGGGGCUAUCUACGGCACAGACGGACAGCUACUGGAGUUGGACUGGGUGUUUGAGGCGUUUGACAACGCCCACUGUCCUCUACUGCAGAAUAAACCCAAGAUGUUCUUCAUUCAGGCCUGCAGAGGAGAGGAGAUGGACUGUGGGGUGGAGCAGUCAGACGGGCCAGAGAGGACCCAGUCUCCUGGCUGUGAACAGAGGGAUGCAGGGAGGGAGGGAGAGGGCGAUGGAGACACCAGGCAGAUGGAGGAGAGAGGCAGGCUCAGAGUCAAACUGCCCCAGCGCUCUGACAUGAUCUGCGGCUUCGCCUCCCUCAAAGGCACUGCAGCCAUGAGGAACACCAAGAGAGGAUCCUGGUUCAUCCAAGAGGUCAACUCAGCGCUCCGCUUCAGAGCCAGAGACACACACCUAUCAGACAUACUGGUGCAGGUGAAUGGUCGUAUUAAAGACAGAGAAGGCUAUGCUCCUGGCACCCCCCACCAUCGCUGUAAGGAGAUGUCUGAAUUCACCAGCUCCCUCUGCAAAGACCUCUACCUGUUCCCCAAGUACCACCCUCAGUACUGACACGCACACAUUUCUGCACCCCUACAGCACCACACACAUACCGCACCCACUACUGACACAUACUGUUACACACACUCACAGAGGAUUCAUUCAUUCACAUUUGCUGUGCAAAUUCCCUCUCACAGACAAACUCUUGGAAAGGAAAAUGGAAUAAGUUGUUGUAAGUCUGUGUGCUUGGUAAUGGGCAUGAAGUAUACAUGACUGGUAUGCAGCUGAUGUGUGUACCUACCUAUCAGCUAGGCCUGCUAUAUGUGUAUCUGUGCCAGUUAGAAAUGGGAUUGAAAUGUUCUAGGAAAUAUUUUAGCUCGCUAACACACCAGAAUAUAUUUAAAUGUAUCACUUUUAAUUUCUAACUAAACAGUAACUUUUGGGUUUCAAGUUUAUUCUUUUUUUAAACGUAUUUUGUAUGCAGAUCUAUUUUUAUCAAUUUAUUUUGUAUCAAAUCAUUUUUAAGCUGUUUUUUGUAAGAAUUGUAAAGCCCUUGUCUCCUUUUUGUAUUGAAAAAUGUUUAUUAUAAAAUGCAUGUCAUUAUAUGCAUUAGAAUAGGAAAUCCCCCUGACCAAAUGAAGGUGUGUCCAUCUGAUGGGCAGACAGGUGAUGGUGUAAAGUUAUUGGCUGAGGAUGCAGCAUGGAGGGAGCUGCAUUUCAAUACCUUACUGUUUUUACACCCUCCUCCUAGUAAUCUGAGUCUUCCACUGAAGGAUACUGGAACAAGUAGAUAAGAUAUUGGGAGUUUCAGGUUUGUUAGGAAUGAUUUGAUGUGUUAUUGAGGCAACAAGUGUACUGCAUUCCAUUUGAAUAGAAUGGAGUCAUGACCAUUUCUCUCACAAACAACUGUCCUCCUCCCCCUCCCAUCUCUCUACCUCCAUAAGGGGGUUACGGUCUAAGGCACUGCAUCUCAGUGCAAGAGGCGUCACUACAGUCCCUGUUUCGAAUGCAGGCUGUGUCACAUCUGGCUGUGAUUGGGAGUCCCAUAGGGCGGCGCACAAUUGGCCCAGCGUCGCGUCAUCCAGGUUUGGCCGGGGUAGGCCGUCAUUGUAAAUAAGAAUUUGUUCUUAACUGACUUGCCUAGUUAAAUAAAGGUUAAAUAAAACAUUUAGGUUAAUUAAUGUUGGAACUACACUGGUAACCAGACUUAUUACUUAGAUGUGAUGAAAGAAAUGUCAACAUUUUAUUUAAAUUAGUUACAUUUAUAUGUUACACCAAUGAAUUAUAUUAGAAUUCUAUGUAACUGCUUGUCAUCUCUGGUCAACUUGAGACCUAAGUUAUCCACUGUCAACGUUUGCUUGACCAUUAAGAUUUCAGUUCACAAGAUGGAUGUACAUCAAAUGUAUUUAUAUAGCCCUUCUUACAUCAGCUGAUAUCACAAAGUGCUGUACAGAAACCCAGCCUAAAACCCCAAACAGCAAGCAAUGCAGGUGUAGAAGCACGGUGGCAUGGAUGUUUUAAAGAUGUAUUGAUUGAUUUUAAAGCAGCUACAGUAUUUUCCUUUUCGAUUUGAUAUGCAAUAUUCCAUAACAAUGUGUGCCAUGUGAAAUAUGUGUUAAGUAUUGUCUUUAAAAUACUUGGUUUAUCAUUUACAUAGGAUGACGCAUCACAUUCAAGUGUAUGAGCAGCAAUAUUGAUGUUUCUCAGAAUGAGUAGCGGUGUGUUUGAUUCUAACAGUGUUGUAGGGAAGAGUGAUAUGACAGGAACAGUAUGAAUUGAGCUGUUGACCAACCAAUCACAGAGUCAACGCGUAGUGAUCAUCUUUAAAACCAGUUCUACAGAGAUCCUGUUAAAUAGUAUUCUAAUUCUAUGGACAGUUCACCCCAAAAUCAAAGUGCCAGAUGUUAGACGUUUUCCAUUCGGUUUGAAGCCUCUAGUUCGGUUUCAACUAACUUAAUGUGUACAAUAUAGCAUCUACACAACCGGUGUGGUUGAAAGCCAUGUUUUUUGAAAUUGUAAAUGUUCAGAAAGUGGAUUUUGUGGUGAAGUAGAUUAUCCCUUGAAAGUGAAGUACUGAGGGCUGGGGUUCACUGCCGUAAGCUAAGGAGCUGCUGGGGAUGUGGGGGAAGAUGACUGUAUUUAUGUCUAAAGCAAAGACUGCCAAAUGUUCAAGAAAAUAAACAGCCUUUUGUUUUGUU
Molecule: messenger RNA, 4114 nt
Organism: Salmo salar (Atlantic salmon)
Lineage: Eukaryota; Metazoa; Chordata; Actinopteri; Salmoniformes; Salmonidae
Product: caspase-2
Biological process (GO): proteolysis; regulation of apoptotic process
Molecular function (GO): cysteine-type endopeptidase activity
Source: RefSeq, a predicted model, not a curated record